Messenger RNA from Nyctereutes procyonoides (raccoon dog), 690 nucleotides. Its product is annotated as transcription initiation factor TFIID subunit 4-like. The transcript is spliced from 3 exons. NCBI's taxonomy places the organism in Eukaryota, Metazoa, Chordata, Mammalia, Carnivora, Canidae. The coding region runs from base 1 to 690 and encodes 229 amino acids. The record is from RefSeq and is a predicted model, not a curated record.
AUGAGGUCCGUCUGCGGGGAGCAGGGUGGGCCUUCGGUGGCAAGGUGGGGGGCCCCCCUGGGGGAGGGAACCGAGAACAGAGACUUGAGGCGGCCGGGUCCACGCGGCCUCCGCGCAAAGCCGCGGAAAGCUCCUCGCUCGGCGGCUCUCCGGGGACGGUUCCUGCCAACCCGCCGCCGCCGCCGCCGAUGCUCCCGCCCGGGAAGGCCCGCGGGUCCCCGCGCAGGGGCGGGGCGGGCGGGGCGGGCGCGGGGCCGCCGGCAGCCAGCAGAGGGCGCUGCCCCCAGGCUGCUCCCCGCCCGGACCGACCGCGGCCUGCGCGCCCCGGGGUCGGGGCUGCGCCAACGUGACCGGCCCGGGAGGGAGGCCCGAGGCCGGCCCCGCUCCGCGUCCCCCUGCGCCGAGCCGCUGCAGAGGCGCCAGCCCCACAAGACUCCGCAGGAGCUCGAGAUGCAACCGUGCUUUAUUGAGGACCUACUAGGUGCUAAGCACGAGCUAAGCGCGCCCACGGCCAGUACCUCCAGGUUCUUCCUAGACACACACUGUCUGGGGCCUGGCCAAGGCUGUGGGCCUGGGCCUGGGCCUGGGCCAGGGGCCAGUGGAGAGCAGGAACCUGGGUGCUGGAGGCUUGCUGGCUGGAGCCAAAUUUCUUCUGAGCCUUGGAGGCCCUGUGGGAAGGGAGGCCCUUAG